GUUAGUAACACUGGUCCGCCCUUUAUCUGACAUUUCCAAUAAGAACAUUUAUUUUCUUCACAUUUCAAGUCACCAUCUUGUGAAGGACGUACGGCUUGUGAUUCGUUAAUUAUUCCAAGAACUUGCAAACAUGUCGAAAAUCGGUAUCAACGGAUUUGGACGUAUUGGACGUCUGGUGCUCCGUGCUUCAGUGGAAAAGGGAGCCAAGGUUGUUGCUAUCAAUGACCCCUUCAUUGGUUUGGAUUACAUGGUCUACCUUUUCAAGUACGACUCCACUCAUGGACGUUUUAAGGGCACAGUUGAGGCUGCUGAUGGAUGCCUAGUAGUUAACGGAAACAAGAUUGCUGUCUUCUCUGAGAGAGACCCUAAAGCUAUUCCCUGGGGAAAGGCUGGAGCUGAAUAUGUUGUUGAGUCCACUGGUGUGUUUACCACCAUUGAUAAGGCAUCUGCUCACAUUGAAGGUGGAGCCAAGAAGGUCAUCAUCUCUGCUCCUAGUGCUGAUGCCCCCAUGUUUGUAGUAGGUGUAAACCAUGAAACCUACGAUCCAUCCUUCAAAGUCAUCUCUAAUGCUUCCUGCACAACUAACUGUCUUGCUCCUCUUGCUAAAGUUAUCCAUGAUAACUUUGAAAUUGUUGAGGGUCUUAUGACCACAGUUCAUGCUACUACAGCUACCCAAAAGACAGUUGAUGGCCCUUCAGGAAAAUUGUGGCGUGAUGGUCGUGGUGCUCAACAAAACAUUAUUCCAGCUGCUACUGGCGCAGCUAAGGCUGUCGGCAAAGUAAUCCCUGCUCUUAAUGGCAAACUCACUGGAAUGGCAUUCCGGGUUCCAGUUCCCAAUGUCUCUGUUGUUGAUUUGACUGUCCGCCUAGGCAAGCCUGCUAGCUAUGAUGCCAUUAAGCAAAAGGUUAAGGAGGCAUCUGAAGGACCCCUCAAGGGAAUUCUUGGUUACACUGAGGACCAAGUUGUAUCAACUGACUUUGUUGGUGAUACUCACUCUUCAAUCUUUGAUGCUGCUGCCGGUAUCUCUCUAAAUGACAACUUUGUUAAACUUAUCAGCUGGUAUGACAAUGAAUAUGGUUACUCCAGCCGUGUCAUUGACCUUAUCAAGUACAUCCAAACCAGAGAUUAAAUUGCCCCAAUAGAGUUGAAUGUUAUAUUGUGAUUGUAAUGUCGAGAUUACCGACCCUUAUUUUUAAGUUUUAAGUAUAGCUGUGUAUUUAUCUAAAUUAUUAUGCUACUUUGACAGUAGUGUGCACUAUGUAUGUGUAAUUUUGAAUUCUGUUUAACAUUCUGUGUAUAGGAUCUUCGCUGUUGAAUCAAAAAUAAAGUCAAAUUAUGUGUAAAAGUA
This is a messenger RNA of Pieris napi, 1348 nucleotides long. Its product is annotated as glyceraldehyde-3-phosphate dehydrogenase 1-like. Gene Ontology annotation, molecular function: NADP binding; NAD binding; oxidoreductase activity, acting on the aldehyde or oxo group of donors, NAD or NADP as acceptor. The transcript is spliced from 2 exons. The record is from RefSeq and is a predicted model, not a curated record. Bases 131 to 1129 code for a protein of 332 amino acids. Lineage: Eukaryota; Metazoa; Arthropoda; Insecta; Lepidoptera; Pieridae. Gene Ontology annotation, biological process: glucose metabolic process.